UCCUCAGUGCAAGCAGUGGGCGACCUUCGAGGCUGACCCGGCCCGUCUCCUCUGGGUUCCGUUGGGGUCGGGGUGAAUUCGAUAACCUGGCUGGUGACUGUCGACGUGUUUGUCUGGGUUGAAGAUGGGUGCCUCGGCUUCGUUGGGAAAGUUUUCCACUAAGUUUCAAGUGUUCCUGGUGAUCUUUUGGCUGCUACGGUGCGCUCAGGUGUCCCAGGCACAAUGUGAAGGGCCGUGCGAGGGGACUGGUGCCUACACUCUUGGGCAAGAGCCCUUGCCCAAAGACUGUAAAGAUAUCCAGGACAGAGGCUUGACAAAAAGUGGUGUGUACACGAUCUUCCCACAGGACGUGUACCUGUGUGUAUCACUCCGCGUAUAUUGCGACAUGGAAACGGAUGGCGGGGGAUGGACGGUGUUCCAGCGGCGGUACGACAACCGGCAGAACUUCUUUCUUCGCUGGUUGGACUACCGUCUGGGCUUCGGCAGCCUUGGAGCAGAAUUUUGGUUAGGCAAUGAGCACCUGUACCACAUCACACCGCAGGACGACUACCUGCUUAGGGUGGACCUGGAGGAUUUCGAUGGCGGGAAGAGCUGGGCGACUUACGCUGAGUUCCGGAUCGGAAGCGAGACUGACAACUAUCGGCUGUACAUCGGUAACUACACCGGCGGCGAUGCUGGUGACUCCCUCAGCGCACAUCGUGGCAGUUCCUUCUCAACCAGUGACAGUGACCUCUCCGGGGGUCAGUGCUCCUCCUUUCGAGGCGGGGCCUGGUGGUACCCACGCCUCUGUGGUGACAGCAAUCUGAAUGGACGCUACCUGGCCGGUGUGCACACGGAGUUUGGCGAAGGGGUCAUGUGGCACACCUGGCGGGGUCUGACUUACUCCCUGCGCCGCACUGAGCUCAAGUUCCGCCCCAUGGUGGCAAGUGAUCGUCAGCCGCCGACGACGCCCCAAGAGACCGGAGGAAAAGCCGGUGAAGUAGACGGAGAGGCGGAGGGGGACACAGGUGAAGUGGUAGAAGGUGAAGACACGUCUUCUUCGGUAUCCUCAUCAUCCGUUGAGGAGGAACCGGAAGAGAUAACGGCCGCAGAACCGACUGAGAUGGCCCCUGAACUGCCAUUCAAGGGUCGAGUCAAAGGAAAUCUUCAACCUCGAAAAAAUAAGAAGAAAAAAUCUAAGGGAGACAAGGGAAGGCUUUAAAGGGUGAAAACAUGAAAUGUCCAUGAAAUGUAGCUUGGCUACUGCAAUGUUGACAAGUGCUACUCAUGCAGAACGGAUAAGGUUGCAAAUGCUUUAGUAAAUUAACUUUUGGGGAAUUUUGACCGAUUAAUUUUGUCGAUUUCACAACAUCUUGUUAAGCUUUAUUGACUUGUGGAAUUUCAAUUUAUUUCAAUAUACAUCGAGGUUAUUCAACUUAUGCGAUGGAUUAAGAUGCUUCCCCAAAGUUUAAGCCAUAAUUAUGUGUAAGUAUGAAAUCCUGUUAUUAAUUAGAUUGAAGCCGUGUCCGAAUUACCUGGCUGUGGCUUGCAAUUACGCAUGAGUCUAUGGUUUUGAGCCGCAGCCACUUCCCAUCGAGUCGUGUAUAAUGUCAAGCUGCAGCCAAGUGAUUCGGACGGGGCCUAACGCUUAUUGUAUGGUAAAGCUGGCUCGUCUACUGCCACCAAGCGGCUCGAAGUAUCUUAUGAUGAAUGCGUGCCCAUGAUAUGACGUCAUGAAAUGCGCAGGUGGUUUGUCGCAUAAAAGAGAGUGGACAUUGAUUUGCCCUCCUAAAGCUUUAAGGGUUUUGUUAUCUGUGAUAGACAAGGAAAUGCGCAUGCUAGACAAAAGUUUCCAACGUGCUGAAUGUGCUUCAUCUCUACAACCUUGGUUUUGUUCCUAUCAUAGCGCUGAGGUUUAAUAAAUGCUAAAGUUGACAGCAUUAAGUUGUUCCAGAAGUCG
This is a messenger RNA of Acanthaster planci (crown-of-thorns starfish), 1939 nucleotides long. Its product is annotated as microfibril-associated glycoprotein 4-like. NCBI's taxonomy places the organism in Eukaryota, Metazoa, Echinodermata, Asteroidea, Valvatida, Acanthasteridae. The record is from RefSeq and is a predicted model, not a curated record.